Camellia sinensis is the source of this 4503-nucleotide messenger RNA. RefSeq names its product DNA replication helicase. Gene Ontology annotation, molecular function: single-stranded DNA helicase activity. The record is from RefSeq and is a predicted model, not a curated record. Lineage: Eukaryota; Viridiplantae; Streptophyta; Magnoliopsida; Ericales; Theaceae.
CACAAACCCCAUUGUUUAUUUCUAUUUCUGUCGAACUGUAUAUGCAUAUACAUAGAUAUAUACAUAUAUUAGUUUUGGGAGCUAAUGCGAUCGAAACCCUAGUUACAGUAGUGGAGAUCUUCCAAAUGCCUCCGAGGAAGAAACAGAACUCUACCUCCAAGAAAUCCAAUCCAAACCACCAAAACUCUCAGCCUUCCAAGUUCGGAAUCCAGCAUUUCUUCGACCGCCACACUCAAAACACUCUCUCCCAAAACCCUAACAAUUCGCAAUCUUCUGAUCCCAAUAAUGCGUCCAAAUCCAAACCACUUCACGCAGUUAAUGGCGUCUCAAACCUUCAAAACCCUGAAAAUGGGUCGGAAUCAGGAAGCAUCCAUACCCCACAACCUAAAAUUGCAAUCGAUUCACAUCAGAACCCUAAGAAUGAUUUGAAUUUGGGAGCUUUAGGUCGGAGUAAUGAGGUUUCAGCACAUCAAAGCAAAAAAAAGAAGCUGAAUUUGCGGAGCACUGAUGCCAAUAGCCUUUCACAGAAUACUCCUCCCGAUAAUCUUUUCCCUAUUGCAGUUAAUGAUGGAGAAAAUCAAUCCGAGGCGUCCCCUGAAAUUUCCAAGUCUGUGUCUGCCAAGCGCUUCAAGUUUUCACCAGGAAUGUUGAUAAAGCAGAGCCAGGAUGAUGGAGGCGAUGAGGUCACCUGGAAAAUUUCUCCUGUUAAUGAUCGGCUCCAUGCAGUGUCAAAGCACUUACCUGAGAUGGUCAGGGUGUUAGCAGACUCUUCGAGACUCAACUCUUUGAAUUUUCAUUGCUGCCAACAGAAUAAGAGUUCUCCCAGAUCACCCGGUAAGCUUGAGAAGUGGCUUUCUUCACCUCCACUGAAGCCCACGGAAAAAUCAUUGUUAAUCUCAAACAGGGUGAACUUGAAAAGGAUUAACAUUCAUCAUGAUGUAGAUUUCCAUCAAAGUCAAGGAAAUGCAAAUGAUAAGAAUAACUCUUGUCUAACUAAUAGCCAGAGUCCUUUUAAGACUCCACCAUCUCUGUCAUAUUGUCAUGAUAAGCCUGAUGAUAUUGUUGGUUCCAAUGGAGUAACAGAUCAGCUGGGUUCAAGGCAACACAAAAAGGCAUUGCUUGAACUUUUAGAUCAAGUGGAAGAUGUAAUUUCUGUUGAUGAAUCAGUAUGUAAGGGUACAGAGGCAUGCUUAUCUGAAGUUCAAGGUAGAAAUGGUGAUGAGAGAUCUGACAAAGCUAAUCCUUCUGUGAAGAGCUUGGUGAUUGAUCUGCCAGGAAAGGUCAAUAAGGAAACCUCCAAUCUUUAUUUUCUUGUAUUGGAGGUUUCGGAGAAGUGUGGAGCUAUUAAUUCAUCUGGUUCUCAAUUGCCUUUCAAGGUUCUGCGCUUAUUGAAUGAGCAAAGUGGAGAAGAGCGGGCAGUCCAUUUGUGGGAUGAGUGGUUUUAUAGUGUCAUUGCUCCUGGGGAUACAAUUCGUGUCAUUGGCGAAUUUGACAACCAAGGAAAGUGUGACGUGAAUCGUGACAAGAAUUAUCUAAUUAUUCAUCCCGAUGUUUUGAUGUCUGGAACUCGGGUUGCUGCUAGUUUCAGUUGCCCAAGGCGAACUGUACUAGAUGAGAGGCUAAAAUGCAGCGAGCAAUCAGUAGCAGCAUUGAUUGGUACCUUGCUGCAUCAAGUUUUUCAGGCUGGAUUAAUGAGGGAAGUUCUAACUAAGGAAUUCUUGGAGGAAUAUGCAAGAAUUGUGCUUCAGAAAAAUAUUGAGAGCUUGUACGCAUGUGGAGUGAAUGAAAUUGAUUUGCACAAAACUUUGAUCGAGGCAAUUCCAAAAAUAUUAAAUUGGAUACUCCUCUUCCGAGAUUCACAGGAUUCAAAAAUUCCUAGUGUUGAUUUUCGAUAUGAUGAUGGAAUGAAGAAGGUUAAACUAACUGAGGUAGUUGAUAUUGAAGAGAUGGCAUGGGCCCCAAAAUAUGGCCUGAAAGGGAUGAUUGAUGCUUCUGUUCAAGUUAAAGUCAUUUCGAGCACUAAUGAAGUUUGUCAGAAGAUAAUGCCUUUAGAAUUUAAAACUGGGAAAGGAACCAGUGGCCAGACAGCUAUGGAACACAGUGCACAAGUGAUGUUAUACACUCUCCUUAUGUCUGAGAGAUACCUGAAGACUAUUGAUCAUGGUCUGCUAUAUUAUCUCCACACAGAUCAGACACAGGGAAUUGUGGUUCAAAGAUCUGACUUGGUUGGGCUGAUCAUGCGUCGGAAUGAACUUGCAAAUGAUAUUCUUAAGGCAUCAACAUCUCAACAAUUGCCACCAAUGUUAAAAAGCCCAAACAUGUGCAAAGGUUGCCGCCACCUAAAUGUUUGUACCAUCUACCAUAAGGCACAUGGUGGAACUACAGAGGGUAGUGGAUUGGGUGACAUGUUUGAUUCACUUGUUCACCAUUUAACAAGUAGGCAUUGUGCUUUCCUUCGCCAAUGGGAGCGGUUAAUUGACUUAGAAGCUAAGGAAAUACAGAUCAGUAAGAAAGACAUCUGGUGUCCAUCUAGUGUGAGGAGUGAAAAGUCAACUAGUUCCCUAUCUUCUGUGGUUCUUGAUACUUCAGAAGAACUCAAACAGACAAAAAUUUUGAAGGCAAACAGAUUCAUUUAUCGCUUUGUGCGCCAAGAUUUACCUCCAAUUGAUGGUGAAGCACAUGAUGGAGAUUCUCUGAGUGCUGUCUCUUCUCCAACUGAUGACAUGAAUUGCAUGCUAAGAAGUGGAGACUAUGUGAUAUUGAGCACCGAACCUAGUCGUCUAACAGUUGCAAGUGGGAUCAUUAUGGAUAUCAGUCGCUCCCAAGUUACUGUUUCCUUUUCAAAGCGCUUAAGGCUUCCGGGGAGCAGCCCUUCUUCUGCAGCACAAGAUCUCCAUCAAGAAGUUUGGCGUAUUGACAAGGAUGAAUUUAUGGCCUCGUUUGCAAUCAUGAGGUUCAACCUUAUACAACUCUUUCUACAAAAUGAGCAUAGUUUUCAUCUAAGGAGGAUGAUUGUUGAUCUUGAGGCUCCUAGAUUUGACAGCGGAUGUAUAUUUAGUCAAGACCCUGCAAUUUCAUAUAUCUGGGCUGAGAAGAAUUUGAAUAAUGAUCAGCGCAGAGCCAUAAUCAGGAUACUUACAGCAAAGGAUUAUGCACUUAUUCUGGGAAUGCCUGGAACUGGCAAAACGUCCACUAUGGUUCAUGCAGUAAAGGCAUUGUUGAUGAGAGGUGCAUCUAUUUUGCUUACAUCCUACACAAAUUCAGCUGUUGAUAAUUUACUUAUCAAAUUGAAAGCUCAGGGCAUAGAUUUUGUACGCAUUGGAAGAAAUGAUGCUGUACAUGAGGAAGUUCGGGGGCAUUGCUUUUCAGCAAUGGACAUACAUAGUAUUGAAGACAUUAAGGUAAGACUAGACCAAAUCAAAGUUGUUGCAGUUACUUGUUUGGGGAUAACUAGUCCCUUGCUUGUCAACAAGAGAUUUGAUGUAUGCAUCAUGGAUGAAGCUGGCCAAACUACACUACCGGUAUCCCUGGGUCCCUUGAUGUAUGCUUCAAAGUUUGUCCUUGUUGGAGAUCAUUAUCAAUUACCACCCCUUGUCCAGAGCACAGAGUCGUUAGAGAAUGGAAUGGGUGUAAGCUUGUUUUGCAGGCUUUCAGAAGCUCAUCCCCAGGCAAUUUCGGCAUUACAAAACCAGUACCGUAUGUGUGCAAGCAUUAUGGACCUAUCAAACGCCUUGAUAUAUGGUAACAGAUUGCGCUGUGGUUCCUCUGAAGUAGAGAAUGCCAAACUUAAGUACACCAGUUCAAAAUAUAUAUCUUCUUGGCUAAAGGAGGUUUUGGAUCCAAACCGGCCUGUAAUAUUUAUUAAUACAGAUAUGUUGCCUGCUCUCGAGGCAAAAGAUGGAAAGACUCUGAAUAACCCAGUUGAAGCUAACAUUAUUGCUGAGAUCACCGAGGAAUUGGUUAACAAAGGAAUCGAAAUGGAAGAUAUCGGCAUCAUCACCCCCUAUAACUCUCAGGCAAAUCUCAUCCGCCAUGAUGUUUCCUCAUCUGUGGAGAUACAUACCAUUGACAAAUACCAGGGAAGGGAUAAGGACUGCAUCUUGGUCUCUUUCGUAAGAUCUAAUGACAGUCCAAGGAACUGCAUUUCUUCGCUGCUUGGAGACUGGCAUAGGAUUAAUGUGGCUCUGACACGUGCCAAGAAGAAGUUAAUCAUGGUGGGGUCGUGUAAGACGCUUUCAAAGGUUCCGCUGCUAAAACUUCUUAUCGGGAAGGUUGAGGAGCAGUUGGGCAUUUUGAGCGUGUCCAAGAAGGAUCUUGCGCAGAGAGAGCUAAAGAGAUGCUCUCAAGUCAAACGUACCUAAAAUUUUGACACAACCUUAAUCCUCUUGUAUUUAGAAUUAUGCGACUAUUUUUGUAAAAAAAGUUUAUUAACACGUAAAUGUAGUGUUGAUUUUUUCAUUGGAUAAGUCUCAUAAAAUGUUAUUUUCAACCAAUUGGAUGGCA